GGAUUACCAGAUUCGGAUCAAGAUCCGCACUCCGCCUCCCCGCCACUAUAAGUGUUGCCACAAAUCCCUAUCAUAUCUAUCUCCCCGCACCUGGUACGUGUCACCGUGUACAAUGGGCGUCAGUAUUGAGACAAUCAUUCCUGGUGACGGUAAAACGUUCCCCAAACGGGGUGACUCGGUCACGAUUCACUACGUGGGCACACUAGACAAUGGAACCGUGUUUGAUUCGAGCAGAGAUCGCAAAGACCCCUUCGUGACACAAAUAGGCGUCGGGAAGGUGAUCAAGGGAUGGGAUGAAGGCGUGCCGCAACUAUCGCUCGGCCAGAAGGCCAUCCUCACAGCCUCUUCUGAUUACGUGGGUGAAUAUUUCAUGAAGAUCGAGUUCCGGUCUGACAUCAUUUCAGGCGUACGGUUCACGCGGAUUUCCACCCGUCAUUCCACCGCACUCGACCUUGAAAUUUGAGGUUGAAUUGUUGAAGAUCAAUUAAUGACUUUUAAAUGACGCGGCGUGUAUGUUGGGAGCGAGUUUACUGUCAGCAUUUGUGACUGUCUUUCUGUACCAAUCCACUCAAUUGUAUGUUCAUGCAUUUUGACAUUUCCACUGCGAAAUUGCGAGGCGGUCCAGGAUCUUUGGUAUGGUGAUUGCGAUCAUAGUAUCAUUUGCUUUGAUUGUACUCCCCUAUCAAACGCAACAAUUCCUCAUAUUGGGCUUCUCGUUGCGCCCGGUGCUCUUCGGCGAAAGCCCCGAUAGCAGCCAGCGACUCGUGAUGAACUUGCCGAGAUGCUUCUAGGAGAACUUCCAUCGACGUAUCUGAUGUCCUAUUCUCGCGCGAA
Messenger RNA from Suillus clintonianus, 834 nucleotides. RefSeq names its product peptidyl-prolyl cis-trans isomerase. The record is from RefSeq and is a predicted model, not a curated record. The transcript has 7 exons. Bases 113 to 463 code for a protein of 116 amino acids. Gene Ontology annotation, molecular function: peptidyl-prolyl cis-trans isomerase activity. NCBI's taxonomy places the organism in Eukaryota, Fungi, Basidiomycota, Agaricomycetes, Boletales, Suillaceae.